AUAUAAACAUAUAACUGCACGAGUGAAGAGGGCUGGAGUAGAAACACAAAAGAAAAAUCAUGGCGGAAGAAACCCUAGAUGAUCGUCUGAGUGACUUGCCGGACUCACUUCUGCUUCAAAUUCUGUCUCUUUUGCCGACGGAGGAAGCAUUCAGAACAUGUAUUCUCUCUAAAAGGUGGCAGUAUCUCUGGACAUCACUUGAUUCUUUAAUUUUCUCUCCUAGACGCUUUUGGGGAAGAAACAAAGGAUUUCGAUCAUUUGUUGACUAUGUAUUGUCUCAUUCCACUGCUCCCAUAAUUACUAAAUUUGAGAUCCACUGCAGUGGCCUGCAUAGCUACAAGUCUCAAAUAAGCCAAUGGCUUACUUUUGCUGUUAAAAAAAAUGUUCAACAUGCUGUACUCUAUUCUCCUCCUCCUUCCAUCAUGUCUCAAUGUUUUUUCAAUUGUUCGUCUUUGAUAUCAUUGUAUCUUGCAGAAAGUUCCUUGGUUUCUACUGUUGUUAUAGCUUGGAAGUCUCUAAAGACUAUAAAAUUGGAGGAAAUGGUGGUAGUUGAUGCUGAGAUUGAGAAUUUACUAUCAGGUUGUCCUGCAUUGGAAGCUAUAGUGUUUAAUAAUGUUGGGGGCUUUCGUCAUUUGAAAAUCAAUUCGUUAAAGGUAAAAAGCUUGAAAUUGGAAGGUUAUUGGGUGGAUGAUGGUGGUGAAAGUGAUCACUCAUUUGAAAUUUGUGCCCCAUAUCUUCAGCAUUUGGAGCUUUUACAUGAUUUUCAUGAUUUCAAGUGUAGUCUUGUUGAUGUAUCCUCUGUGGUUAAUGCUAAGAUAACUUUCGACAUUACAUGUAUCAAAGAUCUGCACAAUGAUUAUGAUCAAUAUUAUGAUUCUGAUGAAGAGGAUGAAGACAGUUGCAGUGAUUAUCAUCAAACUUUAAAGUCCCUCAUCCAAGAUUACCUUCAAAAGCUAAGUCGGGCAACUGAAUUAACAUUCGGAACUUUCUUCACUCAGGUCCUAUGCAUAUUGCAGUUCAAAGGAGUGCCAAUUCCAGAAUUGGAAUGCAAACAUAUAGUGCUGAAGUUGCAUUUGGAAAAGUUUAGUUUGUAUGGGGCAGCUGGCCUUUUGCGAGCCUCGCCUCUUGUGGAGACACUCAACUUAGAAAUAGAAAAUCAGCCUUUUGAUGAUUCCAGGUGCUAUUUUGAGAGAAAAUAUUUGGUCAAAGGUGAUAAUAUUGAUUUGCAGAGUUAUAAUUCAAGCUCUGUGUUUCCCAACCUAAAGAAUGUUGAGAUUGCCAUCUCCUCUGGGAUGUGCAUGAAGGAGCAUCUCAACUGGGAAUAUAUCAGGAAGCUUUUCAAACUUUCAAAGUUUUUGUUAAAGAAUGCAGUGGUUUUGGAGAAGUUCGUUAUCGUUUCAAAAAGACGAAGGUGUGAGUUUUGUGGAAUCAAGUGUCUGUCGCGAUUUUUAUCACGAUUGGCUAGUAAUCUGAGAUCCUCUGCUGAGUUUGUGAUUACCUAUCAAGAGCUUGUAGAUUUAUCCUCUGUGGUUAAAGCUAAGGAUAGUCCUUGUCAAGAUUCUGAUGAUGAGGAAGACAGUUGCAGUGAUUAUUAUCAAGAUUCUGAUGACGAGGAAGACUGUUCCAGUGAUUAUUAUUAUCAUGAUUCUGAUGAUGAUGAGGAUAAUUUUGAUCUAGAUUCUGAUGAUGAGGAUGAGGAUAAUACUGAUCAAGAUUCUGAUGAUGAGGAGGAUAAUACUGAUCAAGAUUCUGAUGAUGAUGAGGAAGACGAGCCGUGAUUAUCAUCAAGGUUUUAAGACCCUCAUCCAAGAUUACCUUCAAAAGCUGAGUUGUGCAACCGAGUUAACAUUAAGAACUUGUUCACCCAGGUUUGUGAUGUUUGUCUUUAGUACCCUGCAUAUCCAAACAGGGAUGCUUUUGCUUAGUUGUACAUAACUUGGUGCUGUCAAGUUAUUAAAUUACAUGUCCUUGCUAAAAAACUAGAGUACUUAUUUUUUCGGAUUUAUUCUAGCAGACAGUUUCAGAAUGUUAACAUUAUCAGAUUUAGUCAUUUUCAAUCCCCACCAGAAUGUUCUCAUUUUUCCACCGAGUCAGAAUGUUAGUCACUUGGCAUACA
This is a messenger RNA of Solanum pennellii, 2116 nucleotides long. RefSeq names its product putative F-box/LRR-repeat protein At3g18150. Bases 60 to 1778 code for a protein of 572 amino acids. Lineage: Eukaryota; Viridiplantae; Streptophyta; Magnoliopsida; Solanales; Solanaceae. Gene Ontology annotation, molecular function: protein binding. The record is from RefSeq and is a predicted model, not a curated record. The transcript is spliced from 4 exons.